Ipomoea nil (Japanese morning glory) is the source of this 439-nucleotide messenger RNA. RefSeq names its product peamaclein-like. The record is from RefSeq and is a predicted model, not a curated record. The transcript is spliced from 2 exons. Bases 62 to 328 code for a protein of 88 amino acids. Lineage: Eukaryota; Viridiplantae; Streptophyta; Magnoliopsida; Solanales; Convolvulaceae.
UUCAGCUUUAGUUCUGAGAGACUAUAUUUUUUUUUUCUAGUAAUUAAAGGAUCGGAGAAACAUGAGGAACUGGGUUGCUAGUUUUACUCUUUUUGCAUUGCUGCUCUCCUCAUCUUUCCUUGACAUCGCAAUGGCUGAUUCAAGUUUGUGCAAGUCGAAGUGUGAGGUGAGGUGCUCAAAAGCAGGGCUAAAGAAGCGUUGCUUGAAGUACUGUGGAAUAUGCUGUGAAGCCUGCAAAUGCGUGCCCUCGGGAACUUAUGGGAACAAGUCAGAAUGCAAAUGCUACAGGGACAAACUCAACUCCAAGGGGAAAUCCAAGUGCCCUUAAUUCAAUUAUAUAUAUUAUAUUAUUUCUAUUUCUAUGUCAUGCUCAUGCAUGCUGUUUCAUGUUAUCCACAAUAACUAAAUAAAUAAAUUUACCAUCCUUGUAUCAGUUUAA